Molecule: messenger RNA, 1368 nt
Organism: Aaosphaeria arxii CBS 175.79
Lineage: Eukaryota; Fungi; Ascomycota; Dothideomycetes; Pleosporales
Exons: 4
Coding region: 336-1343 (335 amino acids)
Biological process (GO): protein catabolic process in the vacuole; proteasome-mediated ubiquitin-dependent protein catabolic process; protein targeting to vacuole
Cellular component (GO): extrinsic component of membrane; GID complex
Source: RefSeq, a predicted model, not a curated record
UCAGUGUGCCAGUGUAGUUACUGGGUGGUAGUCUGGUCUGGCUGGACUCUCUAAUACCUGACUGACUGACUGGACUGACUCUGCUGGGCAAAUCGCCUAAACCCUCUCCGACCGACUCAGGUGCUCUUCCUCUGGGUCUUCUACUCUCUCUCAUCCUCUUCCUAGUCCUAGUCUAACCAUGGACAUCACUUCCCACCGCUUCUUCCAACUACCAUUAAACUUGUGAUUCAUCUGUGUGCGUCUACCUUUUUUUGAUACUUUCCUCUGAAUACAUCUCAUGUCUGUGCGACGUUGUCCUCGACAUUGAACCACGCUCUCUCAUUGAUCCCUCCACCAUGCCGACUCCCGAUGAUGCGAUGCCCUCGCCGCCAGCGGAGCACGAGAGCCAUCUCGCUGGCCACACAUCCUGUCCUCCCGAAGAGACGCGCUUCCACCCUAUCCAUAACGUUAACGACGAACAGCCCAGUCCAUCAAAUACAGAAGACCGUUCCCCCGCUGCUUCUCCAAUGCAACAGCCAACACCUCCUGCGGAGCACGAGUCCCUACCUGACGCGCAGCCGCCAGCCAAUUCACAACCCAAAACCCUAGAUCUCGCAUCGGACGGUCCAAUCAGAGACAUACCUACGCCGAGCACAAAUACUGCGACAGAUGAAGGUGCCACUGAGGAACAACGCAAUUCUCACGCGUCGCCGCUCUCUGCCACAGGCCCUCUGCCUACCUCAUGGUCGCAAUCAGGCUUACUCGCAUCACCAAUUCCCAGCCACAGAUUUCUACCUUACACAUCCUCGUCGCUGCUUCGCCCCGGUAGCCGAUUCAAGGGCAACCAAACAUCCGACCGACAGCAAUAUGAAGUUGAGGUCGAGAUCAAAUAUGUCGACAUGCGGGAAUCGUUCAUGUGCGGAUAUUUACGGAUCAAAGGUCUCACCGAGGACCACCCGAGCCUGACCACUUAUUUCGAGGGCGAAAUAAUCGGCAACAAGUACACCUUCAUUACACAACAUCCGGAAUGGGGAUCGAAUGAAAAGGUCGACCGACAACACUGGGCGCGGUUCCCUGCAUACAAACCACUGAUCAAAUACUCCUCGCGGCCCGAAUUGAUCACAAAGGAUUGGAUGCAAAAGGAGCAUAUCUUCAUGCGGUGGAAAGAAUACUUCCUGGUCCCCGACCAUCGAGUACGCACGAUAAAUGGUGCCAGCUUCGAGGGUUUCUACUAUAUUUGUUUCAAUCAAAUAUCCGGUGGAAUCGAGGGCAUUUAUUUCCACGCAAAGAGCGAGAAGUUUCAAAAACUGAAACUCGAACAUGUGGAAGAUCAUGGUUGCCAGGGCGCAAUCGAGUUCCGGUGAUAUCACGAAUUGAUGAUGAUGGGAU